AGACUGCUUAUUUUAUCGCAUCACUUCCUUUGCAAGCCUUGCUUAAACUCAUCUGUUAAUGUAUUGAUGGUAUCCAAUUCUUGGCACCUCUUCGAACAACAAUUGUAUGUAUAGUGGAAAGGAAUGUCUUCGGCUUAUUUAUAGAUUAAAAGGUUGAAAUGUCAGAGUAUUUUCCUGGGCUUCGUAUUGGAGAAACAUUAGAGAAGUUCUUAGACCGGAAGGUUCGACCCGAUACUAGCUUUUUAAACAGUUGUGGGGAAGUUAUUAAUACAGUUGUUCGUCUUAUACAUCAACACCCAAAUUAUAACAUCAAAGAAGUUAUUAAGGGAGGGUCACUUGGAAAGGGCACGGCAGUAAAGGACCAUUCAGAUGUCGAUCUUUUGGUAGUGAUCAACAAUUUUCGAAAAAUAGAUGAUUUACGUGAACAGUUACCAGAAAUAAUAUCUAGCUUCGAAGAAUAUUUACUUGCUGCAGUGAAAGGCGAAACCAUAAGAAUUAAGAUUAUAAGACAAACUCCAUACACUCUUCAAUUUAAAGUGUGUUGUGUUGAAGACGGAGAUUGGUUUGAUGUAGACUUUCUGCCGAUAAUUGACGUCAUAAAUCCGUUUAAUGUACGUAGAAGUUUAGAGAUAGUAUACAAUGAGAUGGAAGAAAAAUAUCAAAACAGAAACUAUUAUGCUAAAUGUGUGGCGAGGCAACAAGUUGACUUUGUGAAACGUGUGCCUUCUAGAGCAAAAGAUUUAAUACGUUUGUUUAAGUACUGGAACUAUUACGAAAAUGUUGGCUUAUCAUCGUUUUGUAUUGAGUUAUUGGUGAUCCAUAUUUGGCAAAAGAAAGACAGUCCAAACAACUUUGAGAUGGCACCUAUGAUUUAUGACGUUGCCUAUCUGAUUUCGUUUUUUAAGGAAACAACUAUCACAUUUGAGGAUUUCUAUAAUCCAGCUUACUAUAUUACAAAAUUAGAAAGGUCACCUCCUUACGUUUUGGAUCCAGCAAAUCCAUUUCAUAACGCUGCACCUCACAUGAGUGUCAAUGGAGACUAUAGUCGAAUUCAAGAGAGAGGCCGUAUGCUAUUGGAUAAUUUGGGGCAAGUAAUGGCAGAGUAUUUUCCUGGAAUGUGUAUUGGAGAAACAUUAGAGAAGUUCUUAGAUCGGAAAGUUCGACCUGAUACCAGCUUUUUAAACAGUUGCAAAGAGGUUAUUAAUACAGUUGUUCGUCUCAUACAUCAACACCCAGAUUUUAGCAUCAAAGAAGUUAUUAAGGGAGGAUCUCUUGGAAAAGGCACGGCAGUAAGGGGUCAUUCAGAUGUAGAUCUACUUGUAGUGGUCAAUAAUUAUCAAAAUGUCAAUGAUUUACGUGAAAAUAUGCAAGGAAUAGUCUCCAGUUUCAAUCGUUACUUGCUUGCCGCAGUUAAAAAAGAAGCCAUUGAAAUAGUGAUCAUAGGACAGACUCCAUUUACACUUCAAUUUAAAGUAUGUUGUGCUGUAGACAGGGAUUGGUUUGAUGUAGACUUACUUCCGGUCAUUGACGUCAUAGAUCCAUCAAAUGUACGUAGAAGUUUACAGAUGGUAUACGAUAGGAUGGAUGAAGAGAAUCAUAACAAAGAUUAUUAUGCUAAAUGUUUGGCGAAGCAACAAGUUGACUUUGUGAAACGUGUUCCAUCUAGAGCGAAAGAUCUAAUUCGCCUGUUAAAGUACUGGAAUUACAACGAAAAUGUUGGUAUUUCGUCGUUUUGUAUUGAAUUAAUGGUAAUUCACAUUUGGCAAAAGAAAGACAGUCCGAACAGAUUUGAGAUGCAACCUAUGAUUUAUGACGUCACCUAUUUGAUUUCUUUUUUCAAGGAAACAAAAAUCACAUUUAAUGAUUACUACAGGCCUGCUCAAUAUGUUGCAAAGUUGACACCUCCUUAUAUUUUGGAUCCAGCGAAUCCAUUCAAUGACGCAGCACCUCACAAGAGAGUCAAUUACGACUAUAGUCGAAUUCAACACAGAGGACAUAAGUUAUUGGAUAAUUUGAGACCGGGCUCAACAGAGUUAGUAAAAGCAGUUAUAAAGAAAGAACCACAGAUAUCAAGGCAAAAUUUAAAACUCCACGACAGAGACGAAUUUAUGAGCAGUAGGCAUCAUAAGGAUGUCAGUAUCUCUAUUGCAUCAGAUACAACACCAAAAAGAUCGGGUUUAUGGACUGCCCUAGGUGUUGGAGCUGCACUUACUGGAGGGCUAUUAGCCGCGUAUGCUGUUCACAAAAUUACAACAAAAAAGGAUGAAUCGGAUUCAGAUUAAAACUUUUGAAACGUCAACUUUCUAAACAUUGCUAAUUAAAUAUAAGUAACAUUAAAGAUAAGAAAUUUAAAAUAAAUUCACCAGAUUAUGUUGAGUAUGAUCAUU
Messenger RNA from Mytilus californianus (California mussel), 2387 nucleotides. Its product is annotated as 2'-5'-oligoadenylate synthase 3-like. The record is from RefSeq and is a predicted model, not a curated record. Gene Ontology annotation, biological process: regulation of ribonuclease activity. The transcript has 13 exons. NCBI's taxonomy places the organism in Eukaryota, Metazoa, Mollusca, Bivalvia, Mytilida, Mytilidae. Gene Ontology annotation, cellular component: membrane; nucleoplasm; cytosol. Bases 159 to 2282 code for a protein of 707 amino acids. Gene Ontology annotation, molecular function: double-stranded RNA binding; 2'-5'-oligoadenylate synthetase activity.